GACCUCAAAUGCACCAAUCAGUCUGUUAACGGGUUACUUCGGUCAAGCCCUUGCAGUGACACUGUAUUCAUGAGCUGCUUCAGACAGCUCCGUCGGGGUGCGAUGUAGCACGGUCAGCCGAUGCGCUCUGCACACAAGGUGUCUGCCGCCUUCAAGGACCCAGCUAAGGAUAACACGAGAAGGCUGUCGACUGGACAACGCAAGUACUCAUAGUACUCUUAUCUAAAGGUUUACCGAUCUCAAGGCCACCUAAAAGCGUGCCACAAAUCUGGCUCUAUUUGUAAAAUGUCACAUAGCACAAAAACUGGAUUCUCCGUGCGCGAUAUUUUAAACCUCCAGGAAGUAAAUAAUGAUUUUGGAACGGGGGACCCUGAAGACGACACUGAAGAAGAUACGAAUGAAGACUCACAGUGUUCAACAAAAACUAUAAAACAGUCCUCGCCAAGAAAUUCACAUUGGCUGGGGAAUUCAGGUGGCUAUCAUUAUCCGUUUUUUCCCGAUUCCCGAAGUGAUGUCAAGACACCGGAGCUGUCCACUGAUGAGUCGCCCGACCGUGACAGGGAGCCGCUGGACGACUCCGAGGAGGUGGGGAAGAGAAAGAAAAGGAGAGUCCUGUUUUCCAAAGCGCAGACCUACGAACUUGAACGUCGUUUCAGGCAGCAGAGAUACUUGUCCGCUACCGAAAGGGAGCACCUGGCAAAUGUGUUAUGUUUGACACCAACUCAGGUGAAGAUAUGGUUUCAGAACCAUCGGUAUAAAAUGAAGAGAGCGCGUUCCGAGAAAGGCGUGGACCUUGGCUACGUUACCUCUCCGCGAAGGGUAGCUAUCCCUGUUUUGGUGAAGGACGGUAGGCCAUUCCAUGCUAUAAAACCCCAGGAACUCGCUGCCCCCCUGCACGCAGGAUUACAAUUUUCCCUUGGCGUCCAGCAUCUCCAUCAAGUGCAUUUCAGCAGUCAUAUCAGUUCCAGCCCUAUGACACCAGUACCCUGCUCUAGCUUAGCGCAGAUACAGCGGUGGUCUUGGUGAGCCGGUCCAUUUGGAGAUCUUGCGUACAAAGCGUAUUAGUUCAGUUUAAUACCCUUGUCGCCAUUUCGAAACUAGCACCUUUGGCUUGUUUUGGUACCAAAGGCAGUCUCCGAAAACGUUUUCAUACUCUAUUUUUUAACGCUGUUCACUGAAUGAAGAGAGUAUGAUCACAAAUAAAAUUAGUGUUCCCUUAUGUUUUAGUUGAGUCUGGUGAUAUUUUAUAUUAAAAUGGUAGAAACCGACAAGCGCACAAGA
Messenger RNA from Electrophorus electricus (electric eel), 1281 nucleotides. RefSeq names its product NK2 homeobox 2b (gene nkx2.2b). Gene Ontology annotation, cellular component: nucleus. The record is from RefSeq and is a predicted model, not a curated record. Gene Ontology annotation, biological process: regulation of transcription by RNA polymerase II; cell differentiation. NCBI's taxonomy places the organism in Eukaryota, Metazoa, Chordata, Actinopteri, Gymnotiformes, Gymnotidae. Gene Ontology annotation, molecular function: RNA polymerase II cis-regulatory region sequence-specific DNA binding; DNA-binding transcription factor activity, RNA polymerase II-specific.